Petromyzon marinus (sea lamprey) is the source of this 3390-nucleotide messenger RNA. RefSeq names its product carboxypeptidase Z. NCBI's taxonomy places the organism in Eukaryota, Metazoa, Chordata, Hyperoartia, Petromyzontiformes, Petromyzontidae. Gene Ontology annotation, biological process: protein processing; peptide metabolic process. Gene Ontology annotation, molecular function: protein binding; zinc ion binding; metallocarboxypeptidase activity. The record is from RefSeq and is a predicted model, not a curated record.
GGUGGUUCUGGGAAGGGGAAAAAGACAGAGAGAGAGAGAGGGCAGCAGAGGAGUGGAGGGGAAUGGAAUCGCUACAGGGCUAACGAGCGAGCGCAGGAUCGCCGACGUGUCAUCAUUGUGAGCCGAAUUGGACACGUGGUCACAAAAAAAUCUGCGUUCUUAACCCACACAGCGAGCCACGUGGUUUAAGAGUAAUUCUAUUUGCGCUGCAUUGUACAGCGCGCACACACACAGAGCGUGCUGCUGAUGCUGCUGCUGACUUGUGGCUUUGAUGUCCGCUGUGCAGGAAGCUAAGUCGAGUCCCCUUGCCGCUGAUGUCUUUACGCUCAUUCAUUGAUCACAUUUUUUUUCCGCACCUCUCAGCCGUCGCUUCUGCGAGGAUUGGUGAGCGAGGUUCCGAGUGAGGAGCAAACAGAGUUGAGGCGACCAUGGAAAUCAAGAUGCUGCCGCGACUGAUCCUGGCGGUGGUGCUGGCGGUGGUGGUGCCCAGGGCUACUCGGGGUCAGGAUUGUGACCCCCGAUCGCGCGACUCUUAUGGCGAUUGUCCACCCGAAAACGAAUACCCGGAUGUCGAGCGCAGCCGAGAUCCAUACGACCACGUGGACAGAUAUUACCAAGAGGGACCCGCGCCAGAUCGCAGAGGCUGGGAAGAAGUGGGGCAGGAGAUGGAAUCGGCAGGGGUGGGCGACGAUGGCGCCGGCAGCAGCAGCACGGGCGACUGCGUCCCGCUGAGGCUGGGCUACUGCGAGGACCUCCCGUACAGCGCGACGCGCUACCCCAACGCCCUGGGCCACACGUCGCCGCUGGACAGCGAGCGCAGCCCCGAGUACGUGCUCAUGAGCGUGCUCCCGCAGCUGCUCGACGGCGAGUGCCAGCCCCAGCUGCGUCUCUUCGCGUGCGCUGUGCUGGCGCCCAAGUGCGUGCCGCCGCCGCCCGAGCCGCACCCGCUGGCGUGGGAAGGCGCCCCGCGCACCCGGUCGCGUGUGGUGAGGCCUUGCCGCGCCGUCUGCACCGACCUCCGGCGGAACUGCGAGCGCGCCUUCCACCGCAUCCAGAUGCGCUGGCCCCACUACCUGGAGUGCGAGAACCACACGGCGAGCGAGCGCGAGGAGGAGUGCGUGGACCCCACGGGCCGAGGAUUCUCCUUCGACGCUUCGCCGCACGGGGAGGAUUGGCCCGGCGCCGACGCGGGACAUCGCGGCGCCGUGCUGAGGCACCGACGGCACGCGGAGAUGACGCGGGCGCUGCGCCGGGCGGAGAAGUCGUGCGGCGGCGCCGCGAGGCUCUACAGCAUCGGCAAGAGCUUCGAGAACCGGGACCUCCUCGUCAUCGAGCUGUCGGAAAACCCGGGCAAGCACGAGCUGCUGGUACCUGAGGUUCGCCUCGUGGGGAAUAUUCACGGGAACGAGGUGCUGGGCCGUGAGCUGCUCGUCGCGCUCGCGCAGCACCUGUGCGCACGCCUCGAGGACGGAGACGAGCGCGUCCGCCGCCUGCUCAACACCACGCGGCUCCACAUCCUCCCCUCCAUGAACCCCGACGGAUACGAGCUCGCCGCCGACUCCAUUGAGGAGGAUCGGCAGGCCAUCCAGGGCAGGAACAACAUGCAGAACAUCGACCUGAACCGCAACUUCCCGGACCUGACGAGCGGCGUUCUGCGCCGGCCUAAGCGCCGCACGCAGCCUCUGCCCGUGCCUGACCAGUACUGGGAUGGCAAGGUUGCGCCGGAGACGCGCGCGGUGAUCGACUGGAUGGAGGAGUUCCCCUUCGUGCUGGCGGGGAACCUGCACGGCGGGGAGCUGCUCGUGCGCUACCCGUACGACGCGUCGCUCAUGGGCGAGAAGUUCUACUCCGCCACGCCCGAAGACCAGAUGUUCCGGCUGCUGGCGCGGACGUACGCAGAGGCUCACCCGCUGAUGUCCGACAAACACAAGGCCCCGUGCCCCGGGGAGACCGGGGCACCCUCCGGGGGAAUCGUGAAUGGAGCCGAGUGGUACAGCUUCCGCGGAGGGAUGCCGGACUUCAGCUACCUGCACUCGGGAUGCCUGGAGCUGACCCUCGAGCUGGGCUGCGUGAAGUUCCCGAGCGGGGAGGACCUUCCCAUCGAGUGGGCGCACAACCGCGAGGCGCUGCUCACCUUCGUGGAGGCGGUCCACCAGGGCAUCAAGGGGGUCGUCCGGGACGAGCGCGGUGCCGGGAUUGGAGGCGCCCGCAUCUCCAUCAAGGGGAACCUGCGCGACACCGUCACAGCUCCGAGCGGUGAAUUCUGGCGGCUGCUGCCUCCGGGCAGCUACAUCGUGCGCGCGUCCCGAGCGGGCUACCGCGCCGUGGUGAAGCGCGUGCGCCUCCCUGCGCGGCUUCAGACGUCCGGCCGCGUCGACUUCAAACUUCCGCGGCAACCCGGCACCACCGCCAGCCCCGUCGAGCCACACGACGGGGGGAGGAGGAGGGGCGGACUGAGCAGGGGUCGCAGCCGCGGCCAGGGCCGCUCCAGGAACAACGGCGAGGACGAUGAGGAGGAAGAGAAGCCAAGGUGGUGGGCAUACUUUCAGUCCAUGGGUAUCCAGCCGCCGCCGUGGAUGAUGGUAUCCCCAGACGACGAUUACUAAGGUGGUCGUGAAUCAGCGAUUGCAAAUAUAUUGGCACGCUCGCGAUUAAAGUGGGAUUGUGCUUUUUUUUUAAGUUACAAUCGGCUUGUGUGCAGAUGAGGUGGGUUGUCAUGUUGUUUGUUACGUGAUUUUACCGAAUAGAACCAAAGAGUAUGGAUCCUUGCAGUCACGAAAGCUUUAAAUCUAGAAUUGUCAUAUCCUAUUUUAUGGCAGCAAAAUUUUGAACUUUUCAUUAACCAGUAGAUUGACGACUGAUGAUACAUAGUAAUGAGUUCGAGUCAAUGUUGCAGCCCAUGUGAUGCUACAUUUCCACAUUGCUUUUUUAAGUGAACCGCGACCCAGAUGGAUUAAUUCCAUCUAAUCGUCACAGCCAGACCAGUUUGUUUUGGUGUUUACCGGACUGAAUUUGAAAUGUUGAAAAAAAUAUUUUUUAUUCGCAUUUCAAGUUAACAAAAAUGCACACGAGGCAAACAUUUAUAACCUUUUCUUCAAAACUAGUUUUAAUAAUUUGUAAAAUGUCUGUAAUAAAACGAUACAUGUAAAUGUGGUAUGGAAGGAUUUUUUUGUUUCUUUUUUUCAUACAUUCAAUUUACUAAAAACAUGCUCACAGCCAAAUUUUUUCACCUAAAUACAAAAAAAAUAACCUACCUGGGAGCUGUCAAAGCAAUGACACAAAUUUAAAUAUCUACCUUCCCAUCUUUCCUUUUCACAAAACGAUAUCACACUUUUGAUAGACGUAAAAGAAAAAAAAAGAUACCAAGUCUUAUGAAAACACAAAACUUCA